UUUUUCUGUCAAACAUCAUCCUUUUUAACAAUGUAUUUAUCCAGAUUCGUUCCUUUUCUUAUUUCUGCCUUGGUAGCUUCUCAACAGGUCUCAGCUGUAUCCGUUCAUAACUGGUGGGAUAUACCUUCUGGAUUUGGUAACAUCAAAGAGAUGGUAUCUUCUAUUCGUGUACCCAAAGGUUCCGAUCCAGUUACUACUUAUUGGGAGGCCAACGGAUUUUCUGUUGGUUAUAUGGGAAUGCAAGCCAAUUCUGCAACUGAGCGUCGUGUAUUGUUCUCUGUGUGGGAUAAUGGAAAGGGCAGUACGGUUGAUCUGGUGAAAAAAGGCGAUAAUGUUACAGCGGAAGGGUUUGGUGGUGAAGGUACUGGUGCUCAUGCCUUUGUUAAUGCCAUGUGGAAAACACAAGACACUGUAUAUUUUAAGGUCACAGCUCAAGUAGACGAAGAGAAGAAUGGUUCAACCUAUUCUGGUUAUUAUAGUACCGAUCUUGGAACCACAUGGAAACUUGUCGCAAGUUUUUUCGCUAACGAGCAAAAGUUCUAUCUGUCAGGACUUUACGGUUUCUUAGAGAAUUAUGGGUCAGAUCAAUCCAAAAUUCGUGAAGGCUACUGGGGCAAUUUUACUAUCACCAACACAGAUAACAAAAAGUCUAAAAUUGAUACAGUUUCCUUCACUAAAACUACACCCAAGUCGGAUGCUGAUGUCUGGAUGCAAAAGCAAGGUCUUGGUCCUAACAAGGAAGUAUAUAUGAGAAUUGAUGGUCCCAAGAGUGAAGGUAUCUUUAAGCCUACCAAUCCUUGAUGCUAUUUAAUCUGAUACAAUUAAACGUUUUAUUUACACAACUUAAAAAUAAAUUUUACUUCAAACGCUUUUAU
Messenger RNA from Mucor mucedo, 875 nucleotides. RefSeq lists its product as uncharacterized. The coding region runs from base 31 to 801 and encodes 256 amino acids. Lineage: Eukaryota; Fungi; Mucoromycota; Mucoromycetes; Mucorales; Mucoraceae. The record is from RefSeq and is a predicted model, not a curated record. The transcript has a single exon.